Bactrocera tryoni is the source of this 1271-nucleotide messenger RNA. RefSeq names its product proline-rich receptor-like protein kinase PERK1. The transcript has 5 exons. The coding region runs from base 259 to 684 and encodes 141 amino acids. NCBI's taxonomy places the organism in Eukaryota, Metazoa, Arthropoda, Insecta, Diptera, Tephritidae. The record is from RefSeq and is a predicted model, not a curated record.
ACUACUCCCAAUCAGAAUUACUUUUAGGAAACUGCGAAAACCAACAACAAGUAUAUAAACAGCACAAGAUAACAAAAAUUUUAUCGAAAAUAUCACGUUCAUAAGGCAAGACUCUUCAGAACAAUUGCAACAAGUGCUCGACCUACGUAGACAUUCAUAAGAAUAGCUCUUCCAACUGAAAAGUAAGUGUAAAGGGCUUCCGGAGAAAGUUUCAUCACGGACGUGUUUGAUCUCUUAGAUUAUUUCGAUAUUGAAGAAAUGGACUUCUGGGCGCUUUUAACAAUUGUCGUAUUGACGAUAUUUAUUAUGAGCUGUUGUGGAUACUGUUGUUCCUCAAAGCAGCGUGGAACCGUAUUGGCAACGCCCGUUGUGGUGACAUCAACUACACACACAGCACCGGGCAGCUAUCCGGUAACACAAGUGCCACCCCCCAACGCCUAUCAACAGCAGCCAAUGUAUCCACCCUACCCAACGGCAACAAGCGGGCCCAACCAAAUGCCUAUGCCGAUGCCAAUGCCAAGCGCCCAACCGCCAAUGCCGGGCAUGCAACCUUAUCCACCAGCGGUGCCUGCAGCGAAUUACAAUCCGCCCAGCUAUGAAGCCGCCGUAGCGGGUGUGGGCGUGGCCCAACCCAAUACUUACGAAAAACAAGCGCCCUACAAUCCCAACUAUAACGCUUACUAGACCGCGACCGACCAUAGUUAGUUUUACAUUUUCAAAAUCGCUGCAAAUCGUUGCAGUUUUGAUAAAUACCUAUUAUACAUAUAUACACACUUAUUUAUUAAGUAAGCCAUAUAAUGCGCGCAUGUGCUGGUGCUGAUAAUGACGAAGCUCUGGGUUUCUGCCAAAAUGCGAUAAGAUUUGUUUGCAGCACUUGCAAUGAACGAGAAAGAGGAGAAUAAGCAAUUUGAGGCGAUUUUUUGUUAUGGAAAACUUGAAAGUAGCCACAACUGUGUACUCCGAAACAAAACUAAAAAGUUAACUGCGAACUAAACUAAAAGAAAAUAAUAGCAUUAAAAAGUAAUUUAAAUAAUUGAAUUGUUUAAGCAUUGUACGUACAAACUAAUUUGUAUUUUUUUAAACUUCCUCUCUGUAUAUUAAAAAAAGAACACAAUUUACUUAACCAAAUGUCGCCGAAACGAAUGCGAAAAGUAUUAUGAUAAUAUUAAUUUACAUUUAACAUAAUAUUGUGAAACUCAAAUUGCAAUACACAAAGAAAUACGAGCAAACGAAUCAAUAAAGAAAUGUUUAUUUUUUGUAAAAAACCAUAA